Molecule: messenger RNA, 1304 nt
Organism: Oncorhynchus kisutch (coho salmon)
Lineage: Eukaryota; Metazoa; Chordata; Actinopteri; Salmoniformes; Salmonidae
Product: SDR family oxidoreductase
Exons: 7
Coding region: 263-1075 (270 amino acids)
Cellular component (GO): cytoplasm
Molecular function (GO): oxidoreductase activity, acting on the CH-OH group of donors, NAD or NADP as acceptor
Source: RefSeq, a predicted model, not a curated record
AGAAGCAGUGUUCGCCUCUCUUCCUAGUGUACUGUCUUUGCUGAAGGUGUCCCACCUUUCUACAAUGCGCGUGCGCAAUUCUUACAACCAACGAUCCGACGUCAUUGAAGGAUGUUUGAUCGUCAAAUCAGGUCGCUUCUGACAUGGACUCAGCCCUGACUUUAGGACGUUUCUCCGCGACGUCAAAAGUUUAGUUCUUGGGAGAGUUUGAAGAAGUUUGUUACCGCGUCUUCUCUGCUUAUCAGGCUACCUUGUUUCAGUGAUGGCGUUACAUGGCAAAGUGGCUUUAGUGACUGGUGCGGUGCAAGGUUUGGGAAAAGGUUUCUCAGAAAUUCUUUUGCAAAAAGGAGCAAAGGUAGCCCUGUUGGAUAUAAAUGAGUCCGGUGGGAAGGAUUUAAAGGCUGCCUUUGAUAAAGAAUAUGGACCAGACAGAACACUGUUUCUUACAUGCACCGUUGAAUCUGAGGAACAACUAAAAGAUGCCUUUCAGAAAACGGUAGAGGCGUUUGGGGGCUUAGACAUCGUCUGCAACAACGCUGGUAUCAUUGAUGAGAUGAACUGGGAGAAAUGUGUGUCUAUAAACCUCAAUGGAGUGGUGAGAGGCACAUAUCUGGCUCUCCAGCACAUGAAAAAGCAGAACAGAGGGCAGGGAGGCGUCAUCAUCAACAUAGCGUCUAUGGCAGGUCUGGGUCCUCUGCUGACUGCUCCCAUCUACACAGCCACCAAACACGGGGUGGUGGGGUUCAGUCGGGCUAUGGCGGAUGUCUCCCGUUUGUGUGACUACGGGGUGCGAAUUAAUGUCCUCUGCCCUGCUUUCGUCCAAACCGCCAUCCUCUCCUCCCUGAGUUCAGAGGAGUCUGCGGGACAGUUCGCAGGUCUGAGGGGAGUGGCAGAGAAACUACUGGAACAGUUUGGUGUGCUUGAAGUCUCUGAGGUAGCCAAGAACUUCUUGAAGCUGGUGACGGAUGAGAGUCGAAACGGAGAGGCCCUUUUGGUACGGAAGGAGGGAGCUUCAUACGUAACGUUUCGCCAAGUGGCUUCCCAGCUGCCCAGUAUCCUUGCCCCCUCUCUGUAGCAGAAUCCCUCCCCCAGCUAGCUGGUAUGUCUGCACACGAAACAGAAGGCCUGGACCUGUGUGUUCUGGUCCUGUUGCUUGUAUAAAAUAACUUGUGUAAACAACAUGAUUGUAUUAUCACCUCCCACUAUAUAAGGGACAUGUAACCAUUUACUCUGACUUCUUACCUGUGAAAUCAGAGAUCUCCUCACAGCUGCAUGAUUAAAGAUUUUUCUAUUAUACAAUUAAA